CGUAUAAUUUCUGUUCCACUGUGUUCCACGUUUAGGGACAUCUUUGGUUGUUCUCGCCAGUGACAGUGUGUGGACCACAUUUCACUUAUCAAUAAGACUAACCGAUUAUAAAUAAAUUAAUACAAACUUAAAACAGCAUCUAACCAAAUUGCUCCAAAGAAACAAGGAUAUAAUUGCGUCCGUUCUUCUACUGGGUUUCUUUUCUGACAAUUCCCUGAAAUUUCACGAGGCUGAAGAGGGCGAGACAGGAGAGGCGGUGAUACAACAUGGAUGAGGAAUAUGAUGUGAUCGUUUUGGGGACCGGGCUCACAGAAUGUAUCCUGUCUGGGAUUAUGUCUGUGAAUGGAAAGAAAGUGCUGCACAUGGAUAGAAACCCCUACUAUGGAGGUGAAAGCUCCUCCAUUACCCCCCUGGAAGAGCUGUACAAGCGAUUUGGGCUGCCUGACAGCCCUCCAGAUUCUAUGGGACGUGGAAGAGACUGGAAUGUGGACCUCAUCCCCAAAUUCCUUAUGGCCAAUGGUCAGCUUGUGAAGAUGCUGCUAUAUACAGAGGUGACAAGAUACCUGGACUUCAAAGUAGUGGAGGGAAGUUUUGUUUACAAGGGAGGAAAGAUCUACAAGGUUCCCUCAACGGAGACUGAGGCGUUAGCUUCAAAUCUUAUGGGUAUGUUUGAGAAGAGAAGGUUCCGUAAAUUCCUAGUGUUUGUGGCAAACUUUGACGAGAACGACCCUAAGACCUUUGAGGGCGUCGACCCCAAAGUGACGACUAUGAGAGACGUGUACAAAAAAUUUGACCUGGGUCAGGAUGUCAUCGACUUCACUGGCCACGCCCUGGCCCUCUACAGGACAGACGACUACCUUGAUGUGCCCUGUUUGGAGACCAUCAAUCGCAUCAAGUUGUACAGUGAAUCCCUGGCCCGAUAUGGGAAAAGCCCAUACCUGUAUCCCCUCUAUGGCCUAGGGGAGCUGCCUCAGGGAUUUGCCAGGCUGAGUGCAAUUUAUGGAGGAACCUACAUGCUCAACAAACCAGUGGAGGAGAUAGUAAUGGAGGAUGGCCAUGUGGUGGGAGUGAAGUCUGAGGGAGAGGUGGCCCGGUGCAAACAGUUGAUCUGUGACCCCAGCUACAUUCAGGACCGCGUGCGCAAGGCAGGUCAGGUGAUCAGGGUCAUCUGCAUCCUCAGCCACCCCAUCAAGAACACCAACGACGCCAACUCCUGCCAGAUCAUCAUCCCUCAGAACCAGGUCAACCGCAAGUCAGACAUCUAUGUGUGUAUGAUUUCCUAUGCCCACAAUGUGGCGGCCCAGGGGAAGUACAUUGCCAUUGUCAGCACCACUGUGGAGACUAGUGAGCCUGAGGCUGAGAUAGAACCUGCUUUGGAGCUUCUGGAGCCCAUUGACCAGAAGUUUGUGUCCCUUAGUGACCUCUAUGAGCCUACAGAUGAUGGUACUGAGAGCCAGAUAUUCGCCUCAUCAGCCUACGAUGCCACCACUCACUUCGAAACCACCUGCAACGACAUCAAGGACAUCUACAAGCGAAUGACUGGAAGCGACUUUGACUUUGAGAACAUGAAGCGCAAGCAGAAUGAUGUGUUUGGGGAGGAUGAGCAAUGAGAACGGAGGGGCAUCACGGAGAGGGAGGUGCAGAGGAGGGUAUGAACGGGGUAAACGGAUGAAGGCAGAACAAGGUUGGAAUCGUAGAAGGCAGAGUUAACAGUACAAAGGGGAUAAGACAUGCUGGGUAGGGUCCUGUAUAUAGGAGAUAACUGGGUUCAGGGAGUUCUAGGAGACAGUGAGUGUAAAAGGAGAAAGUGGGUGUGGCUCUAAAAGGACAGAGUUGGUGUGGUUUAAGGAAUCAGCGGGUGUGGUUCUAGAAGCAAACAGUGGGUGUGGUUUCAGACAACAGUGGGUGUGUUUCUAGAAGCAAAGAGGGGGUGUGGUUUUAGACAACCGUGGGUAAAGUUCUAGAAGCAAACAGUGGGUGUGAUUUUAGAGUGGGUAAGGCUCUAGAAGGAGAAUGUGGGUGUGGUUUCAGGCAAAAGUGGUUGUGGUUCUAGACGGAGACAGUGGGUCUGGUUCUGCCGUUAGGUUGUUGUCCUCCUUUUCACCCUCAACCUCUCCAGAGAUCUCCGAACUCAAACACAUUUAAACACACACAACACACACACACACACACACUAUUCCGAGACUCACAUUCCCUAUCUUGUCACUGAAAAGCAGGGUUGAUAUGGUCUUUCAUUCCAUUUUAGAUUACCUAUAAACUACAUGUCUGAACUAUUAUCAUUAGAGGUAGGCCUAUUCAUUGUUGUUGCAAUUUCACUUUUUCAAAUAUUGUCGAUCUGACACAUCAAGGGCAACAACGGUCAGUGACAUCUAAAUUCUCAACAAUGGAUAUUGAUAUUGAAAGGAUAUUGAUUGGAAAUGUGAGAAAAGUUUGCGCACAGACAGUUUUUUUCAUAGGACUCUACUAAGCUCCUGGAUCCGUCUCGUCUAAUUGACAUGCAUGCGUAUUUUAAACACAGUAGUGUUGUAUAUAGAACAUGAUGACACGGCAGCGUUCUGAAUGCUGGGCCAUUUUCACACGGACCAUUCCAUCCAGUCAACCCUGCUUUCACUCUCUCCCCAUUAACUGCUGGUCUUUUACCUGUGUUACUUAUUUACAUAGAAAACUGCUCAAUUUUUUCGGCAAAUCUCUCUCUGUCCGAACAAAAAAGUUUUAAAAUGAAAAUUGUUCAGUGGGCUGUUCUGUCAAACUGAUGCUCACUUUGCAAUGAUGUCGUGUUCCCUGUGCUAGCAGGCAAGCUAACCGGUGUCUAACUGUUCUGCUUUCCCUUCGUUUGUCAUGUGAUAUCGAAUUUAGGAUUUCAAUUGUUUACGUUCUUUAUUAUUUUUGUUAAAUUAUUAUGUUGUAUUUCUUAAUAUUUGGUGCACAUUUUCACUUGCUGAAGUUAUGAAGUUUACUGAAUUUGAAAUGGACACAUGGACUGGUCUUCUGAAGUGGACUUGAGGGUCAAACACUGAAAAGGGAAUCUUUUGUGUACAAGAGUGAGAGAGUUAACUGCCUGUGAGGUUCUGUCUGGAGUAUAGGUAUGAGGGUAAGAUUACAAGAAUAAGUAUGAAAGAGUUUGUAAUGAGAGAUUUGUAAUCAAAAUGAGAGCAGAUUAUUACAUGUUGAGAUACGAUGAAGUGAUAAAGACAUCAAGGUCAUAAAUAUGAAUGUUGCGGAUCACAAAAUAUUGCUUUUGUGUUGAAGAUGGAAGACUGAACUCUUGGCUUGUAGUAAAAGUACCAGAUCAUGUUGUGGUCUAACUAUCCCAUGUUGUGUAUGUCACAUGGAAUGACUAAUUCCCUUCGACCUCCUGCAAGGCAACAUCAACUAGUUGACAGAAAAGCUGACACUCCCAAAAUAUACACUACAAUAUCUAAAUGCCGCAUUAGAACUGAUCACUGAGGCCACAAUAUAAAGUGUUACAACAAAUACUGAGGCCACAAUAUAAAGCGUUACAACAAAUACUGAGGCCACAAUAUAAAGCGUUACAACAAAUACUGAGGCCACAAUAUAAAGCGUUACAACAAAUACUAAGGCCACAAUAUAAAGUGCCUCCCCAGCAUAUGAACCAAUACGCUUUGACCUGUUUUAGCCUUAAUUUGGGGUCUUUUCAAAUAGGUUUCAGUCCUCUCAAAUUUGUAUCAUUGUUUUAUAUUUAAAAAAUGACGUAAUCUGCAGAUUCCUUUCUAGAUUCCUGUGCUUAGAGGGAUCCAAUAUCAGUUUACUGACUUUCAGCAAAUUUCCUGUGUCUUUCAUGACUGCUAACUGUGAACAUUGCAAUUCCACCAAGUACCACCCAAAUAGCCGUACAUAUCAAUGUAAUCUUGGAACUCUGGUCAUUCUAUUGCCACUGUCUGGUCACUCUUGUGGUUCUUUGGAUUUGGCUGGACCCUGCAAUGUCUCCUUUACUGUAGUGACCUCUAACCGACUGGUUAGUUAUUUUAAGUACGUAUCAAUGGUGGGCAGCAAUGGUGCAAUAGGCUCCAUUCAAUUACUGUUAGAGUAACAUGGUGGUAAGAGGGAAUUAUUGCCUAUUGUGGUCCCUCCCGACCUAGACUUCUAAACUACUCAGUUAUCACAUAUUUGAGGUGGCUUUAUGUGUCUUAUUAUUAUUUUAUUAUUUAUCUGAUGUUAUGGUAGAAAGUUUAAGUCUGCUGUUGAAUAUGCGUUUUAUCCUAUUCAUUUGUUAAAAUAACUGAUCUCAGAGUGAUGCAUAUAUGCCAACAUCAUUGUUUUUGUUUUGUUGUUAUAGUAUUUGUUGUGUCAUGUUUUCUUUGAUUUAGUGGUUAUGAUUACAGUUUCAAAUGAGUUAAACAUUAUUAACGUCUUUUUAACAGUUUGUGAUGAAAGCUGAAUGAUAACAAGCGUCUCUGGUCCUCGUUAAUAUGCUUUGAUUAAGCUUUUAGUCAUGUUUUAGACUAAUUUCUACUGUUUAAGACAGUUUUUGCACAGUUUUAACUUGGUAUGAAUUUCUUCCUGGAAUCCUGUUAGCUUGGUGAAUAAUGUCGCGUUUACUCUGCAAGCAUAGCUGGUUAUUACAUCUUUCCCCCCUCACCACAAGAGGUCAUCUCCUAUUUUUUAAUGCAUUAUGUGUUUGUACUGUAUUAAUUUAAGACUUUGGGCCUUUGACAAAUAUUUUUCAUGAUAUCCCUUGAAUAUGAGGAAAACAGGUCAGACUGAGUAGUAGACAACGUACAGUCCCUUGUUUGAUCACUAGUGUGUGAACAAUGCCUAAUAACGUCUUGUGUAACAAACAAACAAAUAAAAUGAAUUAAACUAUGAA
Messenger RNA from Esox lucius (northern pike), 4828 nucleotides. It is a transcript of the gene gdi1, whose product is annotated as GDP dissociation inhibitor 1. The transcript is spliced from 11 exons. Gene Ontology annotation, biological process: small GTPase-mediated signal transduction; vesicle-mediated transport; protein transport. Gene Ontology annotation, cellular component: cytoplasm. The coding region runs from base 267 to 1610 and encodes 447 amino acids. The record is from RefSeq and is a predicted model, not a curated record. Gene Ontology annotation, molecular function: Rab GDP-dissociation inhibitor activity. NCBI's taxonomy places the organism in Eukaryota, Metazoa, Chordata, Actinopteri, Esociformes, Esocidae.